Messenger RNA from Volvox carteri f. nagariensis, 3165 nucleotides. It is a transcript of the gene fimA, whose product is annotated as actin-bundling protein FimA. Gene Ontology annotation, cellular component: actin filament; actin filament bundle; cytoplasm. The coding region runs from base 1 to 3165 and encodes 1054 amino acids. Gene Ontology annotation, molecular function: actin filament binding. The transcript has 10 exons. Gene Ontology annotation, biological process: actin filament network formation; actin filament bundle assembly. NCBI's taxonomy places the organism in Eukaryota, Viridiplantae, Chlorophyta, Chlorophyceae, Chlamydomonadales, Volvocaceae. The record is from RefSeq and is a predicted model, not a curated record.
AUGUAUUUGUCAGUCUGGGUCUGCCUUGGUUGUGCACAUGCACAGGGGUGUGAUUUGCAGGGAAUAUCUGUCGAGCAGCUUUAUGCAUGCGAGGUCUCCUGUCUGACAGACUUUGUCCUGGAGGUUUUGAGGCUAUCCGCUGUACAGGCGUUGCCUGCAUCAGAUCGCCAAGUGCUCGCGGCACCCGCAUCCCAAGCCGCUGCAUCGUUGUCCUUGGCUGGCGGCUCUUUUCGGCACACGGGGAGGACUGCGCCAGGGUCUCACAACUGCCAAGCGCUAGGCGUCGAAUACAGCCUCCAAACCCAAUCUAGUGGCAACAGCAACAGAAGCAGCGACGAAGGCGGGGGCGGGGACGGCGACGGCGCUACUACUGCCACAGCCAAAGUCGGCGUUGUAGAGCACGUAGGACAUGCCUUUGCUUCGGCUCAGCAGCCCGGCACUGCUGCUGCUCGCCGUGCCGUGGCUGGACUUGAGUGCUGGGUGCUGCAACUUGUUGAUGCGCUGCCCGUCAAACCGAGCUCGAGCCCGGUUGCUUCAUCGGGCCCCGCAACGCCAGCCACUGUGUCGCGCGCUGGGUCAAUGACGGCUGUGGCACCGGAACUGUCGGCGGCGUUGUGCCCGGCCACCGCCGGCGCUAGCGCGCCUUGUGCAAAUGGCACAGCCCCACUGGAAGCCUGUAAGAGCACUGGGAUUCCAGCAUCGUGCCCACGAGGCUGCAACAUCAGCAGCAUGGGGACGGAGGCGGAUGUGGGGUCCGAUUUGUUCAACGGUCGGCCCAGCAAGGACAUGGGCGCAGACAAAAGCUCCGGAGGCCGCUUUGCCACCGCCGGCGGAGACGGUGGAACUGGUGGUGGCGGUGGUGCAGGUACCAACCUCAGGGAGAAUUCCCACGGGUCGGCAGUCGACACCGCGGGCGCUGGCUGUUGCACAAGCGAACCCGACCCGAUACGGCUGGAGGUGUGGGAGGGCCUCGCGGCGAUUUUGUCCCGGCCCCUGGGGUCGGAUGCGGGUUCGGCAGCUGUUUCAGGUCCUGCAUAUACCACGACGUCCAAUGCCGCUGCAGUGGCAGUACCCCGAACGGCUCCAGGGGCGGCGAGCAGCUGCGGCAGCCCGCGAACCGCUGGUGUUGCUACCCAAGAGGGGUUUAAUGUCCUUAGUGCGCUGCCGCAAGAUGCUGAUGCCCCGGCACAUGCUUGUUUGGGGAUAAGGCCUCCCAGCGCCGUGGAUGGUGGCGUAGGCGACGGUGGCAAGAGGGAGGCGCGUUGGGCUGAGGUCGCGCAGGCACUUUCCAAUGCUCUGGCUGCCGGUGUACCAGCCCACGGGUCGCCUCAGCUGCCGGCUCUGCGUUCUGAACAUCUGCAGUGCCGCCAUCCUGGCCUACGAUCCCUCCUCCUGGCUCGUGCGCUCUUGGUGCACUGCUGCCUACGGGACGGGAUGACCGCAACAGCAGCGCGAGCAGUGCGUUCCCGCGCUGACGGCAGCACCAGUAGCAGUAGCAGCGGCGUCCACCAGGUAGGCACUGGUGAGGUAUCGCCCGGUCGUGCAGACGGCGCCUCCCAAGAUGAUGCUGCGGUCGCGACGGCCGCUGCCGCGGCGAUCGCGGCGGCGGCGGCAGCAGCAAGCAAAAUUCUGCCGGGAUCACCCGCGCCGCCACUGCCGCCGCUGCGGGAGCCUGCAGCGUCAACUGCCGGAGGCCCCGCCGCCAUCCGAAGGAAUCACAGCAUGGGUGGCCGCCCUCCCAUAGACCUGCUGUCAGAGCACAACCUGCUCGUUCAAAAAGAGCACCAGCAGCGAGAGCUUCGUCGGCAGCAGCGUCAGAAGCAUAACAGGGCAGGAGCUGGCGGCGGUGGGGGGCCCACGGGCGGCGACCGGCCCCGAUCCACUAUCGCUGAGCCUAGGGUCGUGCUGUGGAGUGGCGAUGGCGACGAUGAGGAAGGCACAGACCAGGAGGAGCGUGUCUUGAGGUUGUGGCUCAACAGUCUGGACCCGGGCAUCCACGUGACGUCAUUGUUCGAGCAGGAGAUCACGACCGGCUGGCCAUUGCUGCUGGCCCUCCAGGCGAUUCAGCCUGGCUGUGUUCCCUGGUCGGAUGCGUUCCGGCCCCCCUUCAAGGAGAAGCUUCGUAAGAUUCUGAGCGUUCAGAACUGUAACUUGGUCAUUGAGGUUUGCACCCGCCAGCUUGCUAUGCCGCCCUUAGUCAACAUUGGCGGACUGGACCUGGCACUGUUCAGUGUGCCGGGCCAGCGCCGUGCCACCUUGUCACUGGUCUUCCAAAUGAUGCGCCAUCAUAUGGGCAUGCUACUUGGGCUGGCGGCGCCGGUGCCCUACCCGAACCCACCCACAUCGCCUCAACGCCUCCCAGCACCGGGCGCCAUGCCAACAUUGGGCCAAAGUUACAGCUUUGGCCACAGCUACAGUCCAAGCCAUGCCUUGGGUCACAGCUACGGCCUUAACCAUAGCUAUGGGGGCCACAGCCACAGCUCAGGUCUCAUCUGCGGCCAUGAAGUGUCGCCGCACGCUCAGCACGUGCCGUUCGCGCCGAGUCCGCAGCGCGGAUCCCGUGCCCAUGUGGAGGUAGAAAAAGCGGUGCUAGCUUGGGCUAACGCGAAGUUGCUGGAGGCGGCAGCGGCGGCAGCAGCAGCCGACCGUGGGGAAACGGAUGAGGUGGUUCCGGCCGGCUGUGGUGUAGCGCCGCAGCUGCCGUUCACGCCGCUGGUUAGCUUUUCCGAUAAGAGGCUUGGCGAGGGGAGUGUGUUGCUGCAGCUCCUGGCGGCCAUCUGUCCUCGCUCCGUCAACCCGAAGUACGUGCUGCCGGGACGCAACGCGGAGGAGCGCGGAAGUAAUGCCAGGUACCUGCUCAGCUGCGCGCGCAAGCUGGGUUGCGUCAUCUUUCUGGCGUGGGAAGAUGUUGUGGCGGCGCGCCCGAAUUUGCUGCUGCUACUCCUGGCUUCCUUCAUGGCAUUGGACCGCAAGCGGCUAGGCGCCGCAGCUGCGGCAGGGGCAACGGCGGCGGCAGGGGGCGAGCCACCGGCGGCGGCGGCAGCGGCAGCACAGGACAGGAACGCCCAGUCAGCCCCCGGGGGGAUGGGCGGUCGGGAGGUAGUGGAGCCGCGGGCGUCAUCGUCAUUGGUGGCGGCUGAGCCUGCAUCGCCGUAUCCGUUGUGA